This is a messenger RNA of Onthophagus taurus, 991 nucleotides long. Its product is annotated as coiled-coil domain-containing protein 124. Gene Ontology annotation, cellular component: nucleus. Gene Ontology annotation, biological process: transcription by RNA polymerase II. The record is from RefSeq and is a predicted model, not a curated record. Gene Ontology annotation, molecular function: transcription coactivator activity. NCBI's taxonomy places the organism in Eukaryota, Metazoa, Arthropoda, Insecta, Coleoptera, Scarabaeidae.
GGUGGAGCAUUAAUUUGAACACCCACGCCAUCUAUUGUGAUUUCUAUAAAAUAAAAGUGGUGGUUGAGUCAUUUCUGGGCUUUUGUGUUGCCUACCUGUUUGAUUAUUUUUUAUUCUUACCCGUUAUUUUGUUUUGUUUCGCACCUGGUUUUGCUAAAAUAUUUAAUAGUAUAUCCUUCGAUUUAUCCUCACUUAUAAAGCCAUCUUUUGGUUGUUCCUAGCGAUGAAAAAACAAAAAUCGUUAAAUUGGCAACACUGAUUAAAAUAAGGUUAUGUCAAGAAUAAAUAAUUCCACAAAAACCUAUUGGAGUCUCAAUUUAACACGUUAUGUCUUAACACUUCACAAUCAUGCCUAAAAAGUUUGCUGGGGAGAAUAGUAAGGCAGUAGCUGCUAGGCAAAGAAAAGCUGCAGUGAAGGAUGCUGAAGUGUCCAAAAAGCAAAAAGAAAUAGAAGAAGCUUAUUGGAAAGAUGAUGAUAAACAACUUGUUAAAAAACAACAAAGAAAAGAAGCAGAAGAAAAAAAGAAGCAAGCUCAACUAGAAAAAAAAGCGGAAGCAAAAGCUUUAUUAGAAAAAGAAAUGGAGUCCUUAAAGAAAGCUCCUUCUAAACCACCACCACCUGUUAAAAUAACCCGAGCUCAAAUUGAACAAGCUAAGCAACCGGUUAAAAAGGAGAAAGAAAAAGAAAUUGAGACGCAUUUAACUAUACCUUUAGAAGAAAACAUCAAUCGCGCUAUGGUUGAAGGUGAAGAAGCAAGAAGUGUAACUGAAGCUAUUUCUAUUUUAAGUGUAAACUCAGCAGCUCAGGAUAAAGUGGAUAAACAUCCUGAGAAGAGAAUGAAAGCUGCUUACACUGCUUAUGAAGAGCGCAGAUUGGCGGAACUGAAGGCAGAAAAUCCAAGUUUACGCCUCUCUCAAUUGAAACAGAUGAUCUUUAAAGAAUGGCAAAAAUCACCCGAAAAUCCUUUAAAUAAAACGUAAUUUAUUGUAA